This is a messenger RNA of Schistosoma mattheei, 1464 nucleotides long. Lineage: Eukaryota; Metazoa; Platyhelminthes; Trematoda; Strigeidida; Schistosomatidae. The record is from the annotation of a GenBank genome assembly.
AUGAACUAGUAAUUUAAAUAGUAAUCAUGUUGCGAUUUCGAUCUCUCAAGGUCGUUGCGGUUUCGGAUACUGAUACUAGUUUUACAUGAGCGAGAUUUAUUGUGAAUUAUUUGCCAACAAGAUAACAUAAACUCCAAUCAUUUAUGAAGAAGUUUGUUGUGUCUGCUCCUGCGAAAGCUAUAUUAUUUGGUGAGCAUGCUGUUGUAUACGGUUAUCCAGCUAUCGCUGCUACAAUUGACUUACGGUGUUAUUUUACAGUUACCAUUAAGAAUGAAGCUUGUGAAGAUAUUAUUAUAGAUUUUAAAGAUUUAUCAGAAAAUAGCAUUCAUAUUCCAAUCAAAAUGUUUCAUUCUAUUUCAAAUAAAGAAUCUGUUAUGGAUUACGCAUGGAAAUUAGUGUCAGAUCUUUUUGAUUGUGCUUAUCAUGACUCUCUUCAUGAUUCACCUAUCAUUGUUAGCACAUGUGUCAUAGUAUAUCUGUUUAUUCGUGCUACACAACUACGAAGCGAUGAGUGUAGCAAUCAACAAUUCCCAAUGUUUAAUGGAAAAAAUACCAUAUGUAUAGAAAUUCAGUCAGAUAUGCCUAGUGGAUGUGGCCUAGGAUCAUCAGGUGCAUUUUCAGUCGCUGCUACUGCUACCAUUCUAUUAUUAACUAACAAUUAUCCACUUGUACAAGUUUGGGACAUUGAUAAGAUUCAACGUAAAUUAAUAUCUUCUUUGGCUAGAGACGCUGAAUGCAUCAUUCAUGGAAAAUCUUCAGGAUUAGAUAGUACAAUAUGCACGUAUGGAGGUACUAUAGUUUUUCGGAAAGAUCAACUUCCUUUAUUUCAGGAAAUUAACAUUUCAAAUUUCGAUACUGUCAAAUUACUCAUAGUGAAUACUAACAUUACUCGUUCCACAUCUCUCGCUGUACGAAAGGUUUAUGAUAAGUGGAAGGAAGAUAAAACGUGUGUAAAUUCUAUUUUCAAAGAAAUAGGUAUCAUCGUGGACGAAGUAAUUGAUAUUUUGAAUCAGAAAGAUAACUGUGAAAUUAGUCGAUCUCUUACUCGUCAUAUUGUUAGAAACCAACAUUUGCUUGAAGAAUUGGGAGUGUCACAUUCUAUUUCAAACGAAAUUAUUGAAGAAUUAAAACUAGUUGGUAUUCCAGCGAAAGUCACUGGAGCAGGUUUCGGGGGUUGUGUACUUGGAUUUAUUCUAGGGGUAGAUUAUGAUAAUUCAGAGCUUAAUGAUCUUAUCAGCAGGUGGCAUACACGUUCUUUAUGGGCUCAAGUUACUUCUAUUGAAGCUACUGGUGUGAAAUAUAACUCUCAUUUUUUAUAAAUCCUUGUUCUUCAUGAACAUCUCAAAAGUAAAAUUACUUUAUCAACAGUGGAUUGAUAGUCUGAUUUGAAAAAUGUAUCCAUUAGUUAUGGAUAUUUACAGAUGUUCGUAAUGUAUAUUGUGUAAAUAACCUUGUCAGUUAUGU